AUGCUUGAUGAUACGUGCGUUAGCGGUCUAUCGUUGAUAACAGCUUCAAUCUCUGUCACUAUCGUCUGCAACGUUUCCAUGGUGAUGAUAUCAGACAAUGCUACGACUUAUAUUGCUGCUGCUAAUCACCUUAAGAAGCUAUUCAACUCCCAAGUCGUGCAAGAGGAGCUCAGCAGAAAGGGAACAGAGUGGCGAUUUAUUCCCAAACGUGCACCAUGGUACGGUGGUUUUUGGGAACGUCUCAUUGGACUCACUAAGACGUCUCUAAAGAAGAUCCUCGGAAGACGAUACGUUUGCAUGGAAACGUUGCAGACGAUAGUGACAGAGAUUGAAGCUGUUAUCAACGAUAGACCGCUAACGCACGUAUCAUCAAGCAUCGACGACUUGGAGCCGUUAACGCCGUCACAUCUUCUUUAUGGCCGCAAGAUGACGUCACUUCCGCAUCACACACAUUUACCCGACGAUGAAAUGACGCAAAUUCAAAGUGACCAGACGACACUAACCAAUCGGGCGAAGCAGCAGUCAGACAUCAUCGAACAGUUCUGGAGACGUUGGAAGUCGGAGUACUUAACUGCUUUAAGAAAGUUCCACACAACAACGGGCUCUAACGAGAAACGCAUUCGGGUCGGAGAUGUCGUGCAGAUAUACGAUGAGGGACCACGUAUCCGUUGGAAACUUGCUGUAGUCCUAGAGCUGAUGACCGGAAAUGAUGGUUCAGUCCGUGCCGCGAAGAUAAAGACGAAACGUGGAAUAACAAAUAGACCAAUAGUGAAACUCUAUCCAUUAGAAACAGUCAGUGAUGUUGAAUAG
Molecule: messenger RNA, 810 nt
Organism: Dreissena polymorpha
Lineage: Eukaryota; Metazoa; Mollusca; Bivalvia; Myida; Dreissenidae
Exons: 1
Coding region: 1-810 (269 amino acids)
Biological process (GO): DNA integration
Molecular function (GO): nucleic acid binding
Source: RefSeq, a predicted model, not a curated record